Synchiropus splendidus (mandarinfish) is the source of this 3184-nucleotide messenger RNA. Its product is annotated as transcriptional repressor CTCF-like. Gene Ontology annotation, molecular function: DNA-binding transcription factor activity, RNA polymerase II-specific; RNA polymerase II transcription regulatory region sequence-specific DNA binding. NCBI's taxonomy places the organism in Eukaryota, Metazoa, Chordata, Actinopteri, Syngnathiformes, Callionymidae. The record is from RefSeq and is a predicted model, not a curated record. Gene Ontology annotation, cellular component: nucleus. The transcript has 13 exons. Gene Ontology annotation, biological process: regulation of transcription by RNA polymerase II. The coding region runs from base 173 to 2473 and encodes 766 amino acids.
AGGACCGCCAUUUUGUAUGAGGCCCAGUCUUGUUAAGCGGGAGAACAUUAACAGCCGCUCACUUCUCUUCCCGACGUCCAUGACGGACUGAAGCCACCAUCAGCCGCCGCCAGGUCCUCGCGUGGAAAUAUCAAGUUAGAAGACCAUCCGGGGUCAGUUGGCUUGCACUGCCAUGGAGGGCGAGGUUGUUUCCAUGGAGACAGCCAAUGUUGCAGCCCUGGCCUCAGAAGCGAACGUCCUGCCAGAAGGUGGAGAGGCUGUGAUCCAGGGAGCAUCACAGGGUGCUCAGACUGGCAACAUGGAGAUGAUGGUGAUGGAUGGCCUGGAUCCAACUCUGCUGCAAAUGAAGACCGAAGUGUUGGAGGGGGGUGGUACAGUAACUGUUACCGGUGGAGACGAGGGCCAGAUCAUCACUCUACAGGUAGUCAACAUGGAGGAGCAAGCUGGUGCUGCCUUGGGGCUUGGUCAGCUCCAGUUGGUGCAGGUACCAGUUACAACAACCACUGUGGAGGGGUUCCAGGCCACCUACGUUGAUGCCUCUUCAGUAAAUAAAGAUGCAGAGCCAGUGAUUUGCCACACUCUUCCUCUUCCUGAAGGCUUCCAGGUGGUUAAAGUUGGUGCUAACGGAGAAGUAGAGACAGUGGAGCAAGAGGAGCUUCAGGCAACUCAUGAAGAGUUUGAGGGCACACACGUAGAAGAUGAUGAAGAGGAAGAAGAGGAGGAGGAUGAGGAAGAGGAAGAAGUGGUCGCAGGGGUGGAGCCCACCGAGCCCCAGACACAAGACCCAGAUUGGCAGAAGGAUCCAGAUUAUAUGCCUGUAGCUGCUGUCCGUAAAGGGAAGAAAGGAAAGAAGAGCCGCCUGCGUUAUGCAGAGGGCGAGCGUGGCAUGGAUGUGUCAGUUUACGACUUCGAAGAAGAGCAACAGGAAGGACUCUUGUCGGAAGUGAACGCUGAGAAAGUGGUGGGCAACAUGAAGCCACCCAAGCCCACGAAAAUUAAGAAAAAGGGUGUGAAGAAGACUUUCCAGUGUGAGCUGUGCAGCUACACUUGUCCACGGCGCUCCAACCUGGACCGGCACAUGAAGAGCCACACAGACGAGAGACCACACAAAUGCCACUUGUGUGGACGAGCCUUCAGAACGGUCACGCUGCUGCGAAACCAUCUGAACACACACACAGGUACCCGACCACAUAAGUGCACAGACUGUGACAUGGCAUUUGUGACGAGCGGCGAGCUGGUGCGGCAUCGGCGCUAUAAGCACACGCACGAGAAGCCCUUCAAGUGCUCAAUGUGUGACUACUGCAGCGUGGAGGUGAGCAAGCUGAAAAGGCACAUUCGCUCCCACACUGGGGAACGACCCUUCCAGUGCAGCUUGUGCAGCUAUGCCAGCAGGGACACGUACAAGCUGAAGCGACACAUGAGGACACACUCUGGCGAGAAGCCAUACGAGUGUUACAUCUGCCAUGCUCGGUUUACACAGAGCGGCACCAUGAAGAUGCACAUCCUGCAGAAACACACCGAGAAUGUAGCCAAGUUCCACUGUCCACAUUGUGAUACGGUGAUUGCUCGCAAGAGUGAUCUUGGUGUUCAUUUAAGGAAGCAGCAUUCGUUCAUUGAGAAGGGGAAGAAGUGUCGCUACUGUGACGCUGUGUUUCACGAGCGAUACGCUCUGAUCCAGCACCAGAAGACCCACAAGAACGAGAAGCGGUUCAAGUGCGACCAGUGCGACUACUGCUGCAGACAAGAGCGCCACAUGAUAAUGCACAAGCGGACUCACACUGGGGAGAAGCCGUUUGCCUGCAGCCAGUGUGACAAAACCUUCAGACAGAAGCAGUUGAUGGACAUGCACUUCAAGCGCUACCACGACCCCAAUUUUGUCCCCACUGCUUUUGUCUGCAACAAAUGUAACAAGACUUUCACUCGCAGGAACACCAUGCUGCGUCACUAUGAGAACUGCAGCGGCGAGGUCCUUGAGGAAAAUGGAACUCCCAAAAAGAGCCGCCGAGGCAGGAAGAGAAAGAUGCAGUCCAGGAUGGACGAUGACGACGAAGAUGACACUGAAGUCGAACAGGAGGAGGGAGAAGAGGAAGAUGAUGAUGAUGAGGAGGAUGAUGACCUGUUGACUGGGAUUGAGUUGGAGCAAGAACCACCAGUCGUCCCCAUUCCAGCUCCCGUGGAGCCCCCAGUCAAGAGGAAACGUGGACGCCCACCAAAGAACAAACCAAUGCCUACGAUCGUCCAUGUGGAGAGUGAAGCCACUGGAGAGGUGGAGGACAUCAUCGUGAAGGAGGAGACUGGUGGAGAACAAGGCUAUGAGGAGCAGGAGGAGGCGGCAGAGCAGGUGGUCGUCGGCGAAGGAGCUUCCACCAUUCAGAUGGAUGAACUGUCGCAAGAGCCGGCCGUGCAGAUGGCCGACGCCCCGCCCAACGGGGACCUUACACCUGAGAUGAUUCUCAGCAUGAUGGACCGAUGAUGGAUGCGCCGACACAUAUCUGGGUUUUUAUUUAGCAACACAAAAACAACAAUGUAAUUUAAGAUUCACUUUUUAAUGGUGUACCGACUCAAAAGCUUUUAAGGGUUCCUGUAAACAAUUUUAUUACAUUUUGGAGUUUUGGGAGGAUGUCACUGACACAAGUGUCCUGGAAAGUUGGCUUGGUGUCAAUGUCAAGUUAAAUCAUGAAAAUUUUUGGAUUCCACAUGUACAGAGUCCCAUCUGAAGAGUUCCAAUCACCUCUCAGUUUGGAUUAGUUUAGGCGCAGCACAUGGAAAUCAACCUGUCGUGAGCUGUGAAACCCCAAACCCACUUCAGGGUAGAGAUGCUGUAAAUGUUAUUUCUGUUAAUGACAACCAAGACAAAAGUUUUUUUUCCUUUCCUGUGGUUAUUAUAAAACACUUGUCUGGUUUGAACUGCUUCUAGUCUGCUUUCUUUAUGGCCUCCCAUGCAACUGUAACAUGCCUAGAUUUGCUUAUGUACUAAAACUUCUUGUGUAUGAACAAAAUGUUUAUUGCUUCCUGUAGUCAUUUUAGUUGGGAUUGGAGUUUAACCCGUUUUCUUUUUUCUUUUUUUUUUUUUUUACCACCUGCUAUGAAGCCCGUUUUAGAAGCUUGUCUGACAUUUUAAUGAAUGUGUGAUCAUCGAGUACAGAUGUAUGGCAGAAUCAAAAAAUAAAGGAGGAAGUAGACA